Messenger RNA from Octopus sinensis (East Asian common octopus), 2918 nucleotides. RefSeq names its product protein-glutamine gamma-glutamyltransferase K. Bases 543 to 2822 code for a protein of 759 amino acids. The record is from RefSeq and is a predicted model, not a curated record. The transcript is spliced from 14 exons. Lineage: Eukaryota; Metazoa; Mollusca; Cephalopoda; Octopoda; Octopodidae. Gene Ontology annotation, molecular function: protein-glutamine gamma-glutamyltransferase activity. Gene Ontology annotation, biological process: peptide cross-linking.
AAGAAAAAGUUAAAAAGUAACAGAAGAAACGAAAAAAAAAAACCAAAACACAACAAACCAAACAACAUAGUUUCUCUCAUCCACUAGAAGUGUUUAUCAGUAAUUUCAUAGUUUCGAAAAACCACCGUAUCACCGUUUCCUCUAAUAAACGGGCGCAAAAAACAUUCUCGGGUUUUCGGGUUACGCAUGUGCUUUUGUUCGCCCCCUGUCGUCGCCGUUAUUGUUAUAGUUGAAGUUUUUCUCUUGUUUUCAUCGUGAAAACAAGUUUACGAACAUUGUUAAACGACCCUAACACUUUCUGUUUUUGUUUUUGGAGUACCACUUUAUCUACAGAAAAGUUUUUAAAAAACCCAAAACAUUUGAACAGUACAAGUAAAUCUAUCAAACUAGCAAUCUAUCUAUCUAUCUAUCUAUCUAUCUAUCUAUCUAUCUAUCUAUCUAUCUAUCUAUCUAUCUAUCUUUCUGUCUGUCUGUCUAUCUGUUUGCUUCUGUCUCCCUGUAUAGAUAUAUAGAUUGAUAGAUAUACAUACACAUAUUUAAGGAUGCAUCGCGGUGAAAAAUAUGAACUGUCUCCAUCCGAUUCUGGUCCGGCACCAAGUCAAAGGACGUCUUUCACGGAGAAGUUCGCCUCAUACUAUGGCAAUAUACGUGGACUUCUACUGGGAAGCAACUUGAUUGGUCGUCGUUCAGCCUGCAAUGAGAAUUUGUUCUCUGAAGAAGCUCAGCUAACAGCUUUCAAGAAGGAGAAAGAAGAGGGACAACUUAGGCCACGUUCAGUCGAUUUACAACGAAAUGUCAACCGCUACGGACACAGAACCAACCAAUAUGAGUUACCAAAUCUCAUACUUCGUCGUGGUCAGCCAUUUGAAAUACAUAUUGUGUUUGACCGAAACUUUGUACCAUCUGAAGAUACAAUUGUUCUAAAAUUUGUUACUGGAAGCCGUCCACUUCAAAGUAAAGGUACAGUGGUUUCUGUAAAUCGCGUUCAAGAACUGAAAUCGAACCAAUGGGGUUACGAAAUAACCAGUGUAGAAGAAAAGAAAGUGGCUAUGCGAGUUAGCUCGGCGUCUGAUUGUAUUGUUGGUAGAUACCAGUUUUAUGUGGAUACAUGCCGUGGGAACCAGCAAAAUGCCGUUGAUAGCUACCGCUUUAAGAACCCUGAUGAUAUUUACAUCCUUUUUAACCCAUGGAGUCCAGCUGAUAAUGUCUAUUUGGAAGACGAGGAUGAACGUCAACAUCACUGCCUUAGUGAAACUGGACGUAUUUGGUUGGGGACUGUUGGAAAAUUUUGUGUAAGACCGUGGAACUUUGCCCAGUUUGAUGACGUGUGCCUUAUGGCAGCUCUCGCUUUAAUGGACAAGUCGGAACUCGGAGACCAAGCUAGAGGCUGUCCCAUUCGUGUUGUCCGAGCUCUGUGUAGAGCAAUCAAUAAUAACGAACGUGAUGGUGGUGUUCUAGUUGGUAACUGGUCAGGAAAAUAUGACGAUGGUAUGGCUCCCUAUGCUUGGAAUGGUAGUGCUGCAAUUUUGGAAGAAUUCCUUAAGAAACGGAAAGGAGUAAAGUUCGGCCAGUGCUGGACAUUUUCGGCUGUUGCAACUACUAUAUUUCGAACGCUUGGCAUUCCAACACGUUGUGUAACUAAUUUUAAGUCGGCCCAUGACAGUGAUUACAGUGGUCCAGUGGACGCAUAUUGGUCGCCUGAAGGAAAACCGCGGAAACUGUACGACGAUGCUAUUUGGGACUUCCAUGUUUGGAAUGAGUCUUGGUUUAAACGCCCUGAUUUACCUCCAGGUUAUGAUGGUUGGCAGGCUUACGAUGCCACCCCACAAGAAGUCAGUGAAGGUGUCUUCACAUGUGGCCCUGCUCCGGUUAAAGGUAUAAGGGAAGGCGAUCUCCAUUUAGGAUAUGACACAAAAUUCCUGUUUUCUGAAAUCCAUGGAGACCGUGUUCACUGGGUGUUGGAUUCUAUGGGAAACAUGACACCCUUUGCAGUCGAGAAGAAUGCUGUCGGUCGUUCUAUCAGCACGAAAGCAGUAAAUACAAUUUCUAGGGAUGAUUUGACUCAACAUUACAAGUAUCCGGACGGUAGUCCUGAGCUAGCAGCUUGCAUGGAGAAAGCUAAGAAACACGCACUACGAUCUCUACCCGAAAUUCCUGCCCCGAGCAAAAGUGACAUUGACUUUACGUUUACAGGAGAGGGAUAUCGAACUGGGGAUGUUAGUGCGUCUCUUCGAAUCAAAAAUAACUCGGCUUCUUCUCGCAUUAUCUCUGUACACUUGUGUGCAGCAGCUGCAUAUUAUACCGGCGUACCAGCGAAUGAUUUAAAAGAGAAUUCCAACAAUGCACAGCUUGAACCACAUGCAGAAACUGUUGUCAGUCUGUCAUUGAAAUGCAACGAAUACGUCAACAAUCGGGAUCCUGACGCCCAUAUUGUGAUGUACUGCAAAGCAAUAGUGAAAGAGACGAACCAAAGAUACAUCACUAGGGAAACAUUCUGGCUGGACAAACCGCAUUUAGAUCUAAAGUCUGACACAAGGGUUCCUAUCGGAAAAGCUUUUGAUGUUCUUGUUAAGUUCACCAAUACAUUGACUAUUCCAUUGACUGGAGGCCAUUUGAAUAUCGAAGGACCUGGAAUGCAAAGAGUGCCUUCAAUUAAAAUAAAGAAAGCAAUUGCGCCUGGUGAAGAAUUCAGAGAAACGGUUCAACUGAAAGCUCGACGUAUAGGAAGAAAAGAAGUGAUUGCCAAUUUCUACUGCAAACAAAUUGUGGACAUCACAGGUGUCAUUGAGGUAGAUGUUGUGGAAGAAUCAAAAGCCAGUUAAAAUUACACCUGGCUGACAAGAAUUAAUUUUUCUAAGAAUUAAUACAAAUACUAUAAAUGUUCACUUAUGGAGAAAUAAAGACAUAUAAACCUACAA